Messenger RNA from Xenopus laevis (African clawed frog), 2483 nucleotides. RefSeq names its product acyloxyacyl hydrolase L homeolog (gene aoah.L). Gene Ontology annotation, biological process: negative regulation of inflammatory response; lipopolysaccharide catabolic process. Lineage: Eukaryota; Metazoa; Chordata; Amphibia; Anura; Pipidae. Bases 243 to 1997 code for a protein of 584 amino acids. The record is from RefSeq and is a predicted model, not a curated record. The transcript is spliced from 21 exons. Gene Ontology annotation, molecular function: acyloxyacyl hydrolase activity; hydrolase activity, acting on ester bonds; calcium ion binding.
AAAGGAGGAAGUCAGUCAGCUGAAAACAAUCUCUCACUUGACACCCUGAUUAUGCAGAAAGUUUAAGUUAUGGGUAGUAUUACUUACAGGAUAUAAUCUGCUGCAGAUCUACAUAUUCUGGGAUUUUUCUUUUACUCUUUAAGAGGUUUAAGCUGUUCUUCCGUUGCAUUUCCUUUCUCUCGGUCAUUUGACUUGCAGUUUAGCAACAGUCACUCUGUGCUGUAUAUGUCGUCUGAAUUGACAUGAUGAAUACGAAAGGAACUGCUGCUGUUUUUGCAUGCCUAUUGCUGAUUCAAAUGUCGUUCCUAGAAGGCAGUGAAUUCAAGUCUUCCCAUGGCAAUGUUGGUCAAAAUCACAAGCCUAUACAUUUGUCCUUUGCACCCAACAGAGAUACUUGCAUUGGAUGUGUUUUGAUGGUUACCAUAAUUGAACAGCUUGCUCAAGUCCAUAACAAUACAGUUCAAGAGGCUAUGACAACACUAUGUGGCUAUCUACCAGAGGAAGCCAGAAUACGGAGCAUUUGCAUUCUUCUGACGGAACUUUUUGGACCAGAUUUAAUUAAAUUGAUAAACCAUAAAUUGAAUGCUGAUGUAAUAUGCCAUGCAGUGAACCUAUGCAGUAAUGACCCAGGUCAGCCUUUUUGCCAUGUGUUUGAAAAGCCUAAGGUUGGGCUAAAAAGGUCAAUCAAAUAUGCAAAGAAUAUCCUGGAAGAAUCCAGUAUUAUGAAAAAUGCAGAAGUUCUUUCCCUAUCUCUCAGCAAGAUCUGCAAGCAGCCACUUCUCAGAAGGCUUUGUGAAACAGAAUCAUCCUUACCCCUGCUAGAUAUUGACCAAGAUAACUUCAGUGUCUUUCCAUCUUUAAGAGGAUAUCAUUGGAGAGGAAGAGACUGUAAUGAUACAGACAAUUCUGUUUAUCCAGGUCGAAGACCUGAAGAUUGGGAUUUGCUUCGAGAUUCAAAUUGUAAUGGGAUUUGGGGUUUUGAUCCAGAAGAUAAAAUUCCCUAUGAGAAAAAAUUCUGUGAAGGAACAGACUCAAAGGGAAUUAUAGUACUGGGGGAUUCUGCAGCGGUCCAUUUCCACAUACCACCUGAAUGGCUAACAGCUAUUAACAUGUCUGAGAAAACAUUUUCAAACUUACCAUUAGCCAUUUCCAAUGAAAUCGACUGGCCUCAGUUCUCCAUGUACACUGGAUAUCAGAACUCCACAAUCGGAGGAUGGACAGAAUCACUAUAUCUACAGUUACGGAAGAACAACCUUUGUAACCAUAGAGAUUAUCAAAAUUUAUCUAAAAAUGGUUAUUCAUCUCGCAAUUUAAAGAAUUUAAAAAGUGUAUCGAGAGAUCAAGAACUUGAUAAACCUGCAGUUGUCUUUUAUGCUGUAAUUGGAAAUGAUGUAUGUAACACUCAUGCAGACACGCUCAGACAAAUGACUACACCUAAGCAAAUGCAUAUUAAUGUUAUGACUACGCUGGAAAACUUGGACACGCUCCUACCAAAAGGAAGUCAUGUUGUCUUGGUGGCACUAGCUGCAGGGCAUUUACUGUGGGACACCCUUCAUGACAAAUAUCACCCAAUUGGGCAAUUGAAUAAAGAUGUGACAUAUAAUCAACUGUACAGUUUCCUAAGCUGUCUUAAGAGCAACCCUUGUGAAGGAUGGAUGAACAAGAAUGAAACUGUUCGAAAUCUAACAACAGAGAGAGCCAAUCAGCUUUCAGAUGUUCUUAAAGAAAUCGCAGUGUCACAAAAAUUUAAUAAUUUUGAUGUAAUUUACAUUGAUAGACUUUAUGAGAGAGUAUUUGAAAAAUGGAGGAAUUUAGGAAAGGAUCCAGUCGACCUGAUUGAACCAGUAGAUGGAUUUCAUCCUAACCAGAUUGCUUCUGCACUUGGAGCAGACUUGAUCUGGAAAGAAGUUAUAAAUUCACGACCAGAAGUGUUUGGAAAAAAUAAUCCAUACAAUGAAGAAAUUACGGCAACAUUUGGAGACCAAGGAGGGCAUUAAGUCAUGAAUAGUUAUAAGCAAACUUUCCAACCAAUCGUAUAGAGCUAAGGUUGAAGAAGUCACUGGAGGUAGCAAAAUAUCUGCCACUGACCUAACACACAAUUGUACUCUGUAUGAGAGGUGUAAUUAUCUGUAUACAUCCUUUCCUAUGUGUGUAUUUACAAGAGGAACUAAAAGGCACUGAAAAAAAAUAAGCAUUGGGUAGCAUUCAACUCGCAGAACCUUACCUUAUUGACUGAAUAGUAAAUAGUCUUGUUCUCAUGCAAAGUCACUAUGGAAUGUUUUGGUUUUCAACUAAUCGCUUUGUAUUUUGAGCAAUAGUUUUCUAUGGAGUGGUCUGUUUACAAAAACUGUUUUCAGUAUAUUGUUUGUAGAGCCAUAGUGGUGUUUUUAUAAAUAUGAUCUAAACUACAGUAAUGUACUAAAAAAAAUAAAAAUAAAAUGUUUUUGUUGAAAUGGAUUAAUGGACAUUGGGCUCUGAAUGUC